AUGCUGAUAAUAAAAAUGAUAAAGAGGGAGAUUAAAAUACUACAGAAUCUUUGUGGAGGACCCAAUAUUGUUAUGUUGCUUGAUGUUGUCAGAGAUCAGCACUCAAAAACCCCUAGCUUGAUUUUUGAAUAUGUGAAGAGUACAGAUUUUAAAGUUUUGUACCCAACAUUGACAGAUUAUGACAUUCGCUACUAUAUAUAUGAGCUUCUCAAGGCACUAGAUUAUUGCCAUUCACAAGGCAUAAUGCAUAGAGAUGUGAAACCUCACAAUGUAAUAAUGAUUGACCAUGAGUUGCGGAAGCUACGCCUGAUUGACUGGGGACUUGCAGAAUUCUACCAUCCUAGCAAAGAAUAUAAUGUCAGAGUAGCUUCAAGGUACUUUAAGGGGCCUGAACUCCUUGUUGAUUUACAAGACUAUGAUUAUUCCUUAGACAUGUGGAGUCUUGGCUGUAUGUUUGCAGGAAUGAUUUUUCGGAAGGAGCCAUUCUUUUACGGUCAUGACAAUCAAGACCAGCUUGUCAAAAUUGCUAAGGUUCUUGGUACAGAUGAGUUAAAUGCGUAUUUGAACAAGUAUCACUUGGAACUAGAUUGUCAGCUUGCAGCUCUUGUCGGCAGGCAUGCCUAACUUAAUACUAUUUUCUUAUUUUGCUGGUGAAGUGUUCCACUUGACUUUGAACAUGAGAAAAUUGAUGUGAGCUUUUCCAUUUCUACCUUGGUGAGCAUCGGUGUG
Molecule: messenger RNA, 729 nt
Organism: Hevea brasiliensis (rubber tree)
Lineage: Eukaryota; Viridiplantae; Streptophyta; Magnoliopsida; Malpighiales; Euphorbiaceae
Product: casein kinase II subunit alpha-2-like
Exons: 6
Coding region: 1-624 (207 amino acids)
Biological process (GO): protein phosphorylation
Cellular component (GO): cytosol; nucleus; protein kinase CK2 complex
Molecular function (GO): ATP binding; protein serine/threonine kinase activity
Source: RefSeq, a predicted model, not a curated record